Messenger RNA from Pelodiscus sinensis (Chinese soft-shelled turtle), 1521 nucleotides. RefSeq names its product homeobox D13 (gene HOXD13). Lineage: Eukaryota; Metazoa; Chordata; Testudines; Trionychidae. Gene Ontology annotation, biological process: regulation of DNA-templated transcription. Gene Ontology annotation, molecular function: DNA binding; DNA-binding transcription factor activity, RNA polymerase II-specific. The record is from RefSeq and is a predicted model, not a curated record.
CCUCCCAACCUGAAGUUAGUUUUUAUAAACGUACCGCAAUGAUCUAACCUGUUGGAGGCAAUAACAAUUUGCGCCAUGCCCAGCCCGGGACCCCGCCGCAGCCCGCGAUGUGCAAGGCCAUGAGCAAAGCCGCGAGCUGGGAGAUGGAAGGAUUAAGAGGCGAAGGCGGCGGCGCCCCCAGCCAGUGCCGCAAUUUCCUCUCGUCGCCCGUGUUCGGCGCCGCUCACUCCGGCCGCUCGGCAGCCGCCUCGGGCUUCGCUUACGCGGGGCCCCCGGAGCGCGCGGGUUCCGCGGCGCGCUCGGAGCCGCCUUCCAAGGAGUGCCCAGGCUCCGGCGCCCCGCCGGCCGCCCCGGCGCUGGGUUACGGCUACCACUUCGGCAAUGGAUAUUACAGCUGUCGGAUGUCCCACGGCGUCGGGAUCCAGCAGAACGCCCUCAAGUCUUCCCCCCAUGCCUCCAUUGGCGGCUUCCCGGUGGAAAAGUACAUGGACGUCUCCAGCUUGGCCAGCACCAGCGUGCCCGCCAAUGAAGGCUCCUCGCGGGCCAAGGAAGUGUCCUUUUACCAGGGCUACACCAACCCGUACCAGCACGUCCCCGGGUACAUAGACAUGGUCUCCACGUUCGGCUCCGGGGAGCCGAGGCACGAGACAUACAUAUCCAUGGAGGGCUAUCAGUCUUGGACUCUGGCGAAUGGCUGGAACAGCCAGGUUUACUGUGCGAAAGACCAGUCCCAGAGCUCCCAUUUUUGGAAAUCGUCCUUUCCAGGGGACGUUGCACUAAACCAGCCAGAUAUGUGUGUCUACAGACGGGGAAGAAAGAAGCGAGUGCCAUAUACAAAACUGCAACUUAAAGAACUGGAGAAUGAAUAUGCCAUUAACAAGUUCAUUAACAAGGACAAGAGGCGAAGGAUAUCCGCAGCCACAAACCUGUCUGAGAGACAAGUUACCAUUUGGUUUCAGAAUAGAAGGGUGAAGGAUAAGAAAAUAGUCUCAAAGCUGAAGGACAACGUAUCUUGAUCUCUUGGUUGCGGACAGUGGUGGAAAUAUAAAUACAAUUUACGAUCAGCUAAAGACUUUUGGAAAGACUUGAAAAUAUAUUUAAUAUUUCCCACCCCCUUCCUACGGAGGCGAGAUUUUGUGAUUUGCUUUUAACUAAAGUCAGCAUUUUUCUUUGAUCCGUGGAGAAUGCUGCCAAAUCUUGACUUUGUAGUUCUGUUUCUUUCUCUCUUUUUGUUGUUUGUAUUUUAAUAUCUUCUGUUCCUCCCUCUAGGCCAGUAUAAACGACUUUAAGUAUGCUGAGCAGUUACCAUUAUAAUUUUCUUAAAUACUUAUCUGGUUCUUUUCUGUAAAAAUUGUCUCUAAACAGCCGGGUGCCAAGACUGUCAGCUGUGGUUUGGUAUCAUAAAUGUCACCAGGACGCAGAAUUAUUAUUUUUUAAAAAAAUAAGUAAUAUAAUGUAAUUGGGGAUUAAGAAAUCAUUACAACGCUGUUCUCGGUUUAAAAUAAAGUGAGCCCACCAACA